GGUUGCCGGGGCAACGGCGGGCGGGGCCAGGCUAGGUGGGCCCGACGGUGUCGGCGGCACGGUCCCCCCGGUCCCGGUCCCGGUCCCGUCCCGGCGCGAUGCAGCUGCGGCACGUGCGGACUCUGCUGGCCCCGCAGGACGGGACGGCGCGGGUGACCUGCAUGGCCUGGUCCGCCAGCAGCGCACGGUUCGCCGUCUGCACCGCCGACCGGGUGGUGCUGCUGUACGAUGAGCAGGGCGAGCGGCGCGACAAGUUCUCCACCAAGCCCGCCGACGCCAAGUACGGCAGGAAAAGCUACGUGGUCAAAGGCAUGGCCUUCUCCCCGGACUCCACCAAAAUCGCCAUCGGCCAAACGGACAACAUUGUCUACGUCUACAGGAUUGGAGAGGAGUGGGGUGACAAGAAGGUGAUAUGCAACAAGUUCAUCCAAACGAGUUCUGUGACCUGCUUGUCGUGGCCAGCGGAGAAUAUCAUUGUCUUUGGUCUUGCUGAAGGAAAGGUUCGUUUAGCAAAUACAAAGAACAACAAGUCUUCCACCAUUUAUGGGACAGAUUCCUAUGUGGUCUCGCUAACUUCCAAUGUGUCGGGGAAGGGAAUCCUGUCUGGCCAUGCAGAUGGAACCAUAGUACGCUUCUUCUUUGAUGAUGAGGGCUCAGGUGAAUCACAGGGUAAGUUGGUGAUGCAUCCCUGUCCUCCUUAUGCCCUCGCCUGGGCUUCCAACAGCAUUGUGGCUGCAGGCUGCGAUAAGAAGAUUGUAGCUUAUGGGAAGGAGGGCAAUGUGAUUCAAACCUUUGACUAUAGCCGGGACCUCUCGGAGAAGGAAUUCACCACAGCGGCUGCCAGUCCUGGUGGCCAGUCUGUGGUCAUUGGCAGCUAUGAUAGGUUACGGGUUUUGAACUGGAGCCCACGCCGCAGUGCCUGGGAGGAAGGCAAACCCAAAGAAAUAGCUCACCUCUACACCAUCACAGCUUUAGCGUGGAAGAGGGAUGGUUCACGGAUCUGUGUGGGCACUCUCUGUGGAGGAGUUGAACAAUUUGACUGCUGCCUUCGCAGAAGCAUUUAUAAAAAUAAAUUUGAAAUUACAUAUGUGGGACCAAGCCAGGUCAUUGUGAAGAACCUCUCAACAGGAACUCGAGUUGUGUUGAAAUCCCAGUAUGGUUACGAGAUUGAUGAGGUGAAGAUCUUAGGGAAAGACAGGUAUCUGGUGGCCCAUACCUCAGACACGUUACUGCUGGGUGACAUCAGCUCCAACAAGCUCAGUGAGGUAGCCUGGCAAGGAUCUGGAGGGAAUGAGAAGUUCUUCUUUGACAAUGAGAACGUCUGCAUGAUCUUUAAUGCUGGAGAGCUGACACUGGUGGAAUAUGGAAGCAAUGACAUCCUAGGGUCUGUCCGCACAGAGUUCAUGAACCCUCAUCUUGUCAGUGUCCGUAUCAAUGAGAGAAGGCAGAGAGGCGUGGAAGAGAACAAGAGACUGGCUUAUCUGAUAGACAUCAAGACUAUAGCAACAGUGGACCUUGUUGGUAGCUACAAUGCUGGCACUAUCAGCCAUGACAGCAAGAUUGAUUGGCUGGAGCUGAAUGAAACAGGCCACAAACUACUCUUCAGGGACAAGAAGAUGAGGUUGCAGCUCUAUGACAUUGAAAGCAGCACCAAGACUACCAUUUUGAACUAUUGCUCCUAUGUGCAAUGGGUCCCAGGCAGUGAUGUGGUGGUGGCUCAGAACAGAAACAGCCUCUGCAUUUGGUAUAACAUUGAUGCUCCAGAGCGAGUCACCAUGUUUCCUCUGAAGGGGGAUAUUGUAGACUUGGAACGGAAUGAUGGAAAGACUGAAGUGAUAGUGUCUGAAGGGGUGAACACUGUGUCCUACACCCUGGACGAAGGCCUCAUAGAGUUUGGAACUGCCAUUGAUGAUGGUGAUUAUCACAGGGCUACUGCAUUUUUGGAGACACUGGAAAUGUCCACAGAGACGGAAGCCAUGUGGAAGACCCUAAGCAGACUGGCUUUGGAAGCUAGACAGCUGCACAUUGCAGAGAGGUGCUUUGCAGCUCUGGGCAACAUGGCCAAGGCUCGAUUUCUGCAUGAAACCAAUACCAUUGCUGACCAGGCAGCUCAAGAGCACGGUGGGGAUGGUACAGACCAUUAUCUGGUGCGUGCCCGCUUGGCCAUGCUAGACAAGAACUACAAGCUGGCAGAGAUGAUCUUCCUGGAACAAAAUGCCACAGAGGAGGCCAUGGACAUGUACCAGGAGCUGCACAUGUGGGAUGAAUGCAUUGUGGUUGCUGAGGCCAAGGGACACCCGAUGCUAGAUAAGUUGCGUCGGGGUUACUACCAGUGGCUGCUGGAUACCCAGCAGGAAGAGAAGGCUGGGGAGGUCCAAGAAGGACAGGGCGACUACCUGGCAGCCAUCAGCUUAUACCUGCGGGCAGGGCUGCCAGCCAAAGCAGCACGGCUGGCCAUGGGCAGGGAUGAGCUCCUGACCAACGGGGAUGUCAUCAAUAGGGUCUCCACAGCACUGAUCAGAGGCGAACUGUAUGAACAGGCUGGAGACCUGUUUGAGAAAGUUGGGAACCCACGGAAGGCUCUGGAGUGCUAUUGCAAGGGCAAUGCCUUCCUGAAAGCAGUGGAACUGGCUCGCCUGGCGUUUCCUGCAGAAGUUGUGAAGCUGGAGGAGGCCUGGGGAGACCAUCUGGUACAGCAGAAACAGCUGGAUGCUGCUAUUAACCACUAUAUUGAAGCCAGGUGCUCAAUUAAGGCCAUUGAGGCAGCCUUGGGAGCCCGGCAAUGGAAGAAGGCCAUCUACAUUUUGGACUUGCAGGACAAACAGACAGCAGCCAAAUAUUAUCUCAAGAUUGCCCAGCACUAUGCAGCUUUACAGGAGUAUCAGGUUGCAGAGGAGCUGUACAUCAAAGGAGACCGGACCAAGGAUGCCAUUGACAUGUACACACAGGCUGGGCUCUGGGAACAGGCUCACAAGCUGGCAGUCAAGUGUAUGAGUCAGGAAGAUGUGUCGGUGCUCUAUGUGACCCAGGCCCAAGAGAUGGAGAAGCAGGGCAAGUACAAAGAAGCAGAGAGGCUGUAUAUCACUGUGAAUGAACCUGAUUUGGCCAUCACCAUGUACAAGAAGUGUAAGAUGUAUGAUGAGAUGGUUUGCCUAGUGGCCAAGUAUCACAAGGACUUACUCAGCGAUACCCACCUGCACCUGGGCAAGGAGCUGGAGGCAGAGGGGCGAUUACAGGAGGCCGAGUACCACUACCUGGAAGCUAAGGACUGGAAGGCCACAGUAAACAUGUACAGAGUGAAUGACAUGUGGGAGGAAGCUUACAGGGUGGCCAAGGCACACGGAGGAGCAAACUCCUAUAAGCAUGUGGCUUAUAUGUGGGCAAAGAGCCUGGGUGGAGAGGCAGCUGUGAAACUCCUCAGUAAAUUUGGACUUCUGGAGAUGGCCAUUGACCAUGCAGCAGACAGCGGGGUCUUUGAAUUUGCUUUUGAACUGGCUCGCCUCUCCAUGAAGCAGAAGAUGCCAGAGAUCCACUUAAAGUAUGCCAUGUUCCUAGAAGAUGAGGGCAAAUUUGAAGAGGCUGAAGCAGAAUUUAUUAAAGCUGGGAAACCCAAGGAGGCAGUGCUGAUGUUCGUGCAUAAUCAGAACUGGGAUGCUGCACAGCGGGUGGCUGAGGCUCAUGACCCAGACAGCGUGGCUGAUGUGCUUGUGGGACAGGCACGUUUUGCCUUUGAGCAGAGAGAGUUCCAGAAAGCAGAGGCCUUCCUCCUGCGAGCACAGAGACCUGAGCUGGCAAUAAAGUACUACAAGGAGGCUGGGAUGUGGAGUGAGGCCCUGCGGAUCUGCAAGGAAUACGUGCCUAGUCGGCUAGAAGAGUUACAGGAGGAGUGUGGCAGGGAGGCUGCCAAGAAGGGCACCAGAGGAACAGAAGGGCUGCUGGAGCAGGCACGGGAGUGGGAGCAGGCUGGGGAAUAUGCCAGAGCAGUGGACUGCUAUCUGAAGGUGCGGGAUCCCAGCAACAGCGUCCUGAUGGAGAAGUGUUUGCUGAAGGCUGCUGAGUUGGCCAUUAAAUUCUUGGGUCAGUCACAAAGCAUGGAGGUGACGCGGACUGUGGCUCCUCAGCUGGUGGCCAUGAAGAAAUACAGUGCGCAUCAACUGCAGCCUGGGCUGCAGGGUGCCUUUGGGUUUUCAUCUCCGAUGGAACUGUCUCUGGCCCUGCAGGCAGCUGAACUCUACCUCAACUUGGACCUCAUCCAAGAAGCUAUCGAUGCCUUCAUUGAAGGGGAGGAAUGGAGCAAAGCCAAGCGCGUCGCUAAGGAGUUGGACCCCAGCAGGUCAGAGGAGUAUGUGGACCAGCGUUACAAGGAGUAUUUAAAGAACCAAGGAAAGGUAGAUUCGCUGGUGGGAAUAGAUGUCAUGGCCGCUUUGGAUAUGUACGCAGAGCAGGAGCAAUGGGAGAAGUGCCUAGAGGUUGCGGCUAAGCAGAACUAUAAAGUCUUACACAAGUACGUAGCUCUGUAUGCAACCCACCUCAUCCGGGAAGGAAGCUGGGACAAAGCCCUGAGCCUGUAUGUCCACCAUGGAGCACCUGCCAACCCACAGAAUUUCAACAUUUACAAGCGUCUCUUUGUGGAGAUGGUGAAUGCGCCCGGCAUGAAUUGUGCCGAGGCCUACUCCAGCUGGGCUGACCUGCGCGAGGUUCUUUUCCAUCUGUGUGAAAACUUAGUAAAGUCAAGCGAGGCAAACACUCCAGCACAUGAAGAGUUUGAAACGAUGCUGCUGAUCUCUCACUACUAUGCCACCCGCUCCGCUGCUCAGGGCGUGAAGCAACUGGACACUGUGGCUGCCAAGUUGUCCAUUUCCUUACUGCGCCACACUGAGCUCCUGCCUGCAGACAAGGCUUUCUAUGAAGCUGGGAUAGCUGCCAAGGCAGUCAGCUGGGAGAACAUGGCAUUCAUCUUCCUGAACCGCUUCCUGGACCUCUCAGAUGCCAUUGAAGAAGGGAACCUGGAUUCUCUGGACCACUCUGAUUUCCAGAACACAGACAUUCCCUUUGAAGUGCCACUUCCAGCCCAACAGCACGUCCCUGAGGAGAAGCGGGAGGAGGUCAGGGACUGGGUGCUCACCAUGUCCAUGGACCAGCGGCUGGAGCAGGUGCUGCCACAGGACGAGCGGGACACAUACGAAGCCUCACUGGUGGCAGCAAAUACCGGGGUGCGCUCCCUGCCCUGCGUGCUCACAGGGUACCCUGUGCUGAGGAACAAGAUAGAGUUCAAGCGGCCAGGCCGAGAAACCAACAAGGACACAUGGAACAAGUUCCUGAUGGCUGUCAAGACGUCCCACAGCCCUGCGUGCCAGGAUGUGCUCAAGUUCCUCAGCCAGUGGUGUGGGGGACUCCCGAGCACUAGCUUCUCUUUCCAGUGAGCUGGACCAUGGCAGCUCUCGGGCCUGUCCUGCAACACCCUCCACUUUCACCCCCAGUAAACAUGUUUCUCAA
Molecule: messenger RNA, 5496 nt
Organism: Chroicocephalus ridibundus (black-headed gull)
Lineage: Eukaryota; Metazoa; Chordata; Aves; Charadriiformes; Laridae
Gene: IFT172
Product: intraflagellar transport 172
Exons: 48
Coding region: 99-5423 (1774 amino acids)
Biological process (GO): intraciliary transport
Cellular component (GO): axoneme; intraciliary transport particle B; ciliary basal body
Molecular function (GO): protein binding
Source: RefSeq, a predicted model, not a curated record